UGUGUGUGUGUGUGUGUGUGUGUGUGUGUGUCCAAGUCCUACGUAGAGGGCACAAACGCAGUCUCAAUCAUACUAAAGCAUGUCUUAAAGGGGUGUCUGUGUGUAGCGGAGGGGUAUAUUAGCCCGUGAUGAAUCAGUGUUGGCUGUAAAUGAGAAAUGACUGUGUUGAAACUGAGACAUUUCAUAAAAAUAAAAAAAAUGUAGACCUCUUUCUCUCACCAGCUUCUUAACACUGCUGAGUCAUGAGAGUGUUGUAUUAUCUUCUCUGUCAUUGGUCACCAUGCUGUUACCUGUCCUCAGAGAGCCGCACAGCAUUUUCCGUGGCGCUGACGGACUGGCGCCGCUGCGUGGGCCCGGAGCGGAGGAAUAUUGACGUGGCUUACGAGGCCGUCUUCCUGAACAUGGGCAUGGCGUACAACCCCAGGACCGGCAUAUUCACCGUGCCCCACUCCGGUGUCUACAGCCUAGCCGUGACGGUGUUCAGCGACGCCGGCUCCCCCGGGUCCCUCCUAGCUGCGUGUGCCCAGCUGAGCCGCAAUGGCGCCGCACUGGCUAGCCUGAGGGAGAAGAACUACGAGGACCAAGAAGACGCGGCCAGCCUGGUCCUCACGUUGCAGCUCAGUGCUGGGGACCAGGUGUCCGUCAGGCUGCUCCCUGGCUGCUACCUAUGUGACGACCAGAAUCAUUACAACACCUUCAGUGGCUUCUUGCUCUACGCAACAGAAUAGAAACACACUCACACACAUCUUCGAACACACAAACGCACACACAAACACACACACACAUCCACACAUAAUAAUGAAAAAAGUACAGUAAUGCAUUCUGCCACAAAUAAAAAAUGCACUAUUAUCUGAUCAUAGGUUUCAGAAGUCUGUUAGCAGAAAUAAACUUUCAUUUGAAAAAGAAGGGACUUGUUUAAAUUUUAAAGCACUGAUCUAUCUACCAUUUAACAGUUGGGUCAUGUGAGAGGAUAUACAGCCCUCCAAUUAACGUCACAACACAUUACAGAAGAUUAAACAUUACAGUCAGGCAUUCUACACAGCUCCACUGUGCUGUUCCACAGCCUCGGCGACUCCUAAUCUAACAAUGUUAAGCAAUGUCCUGAAACACAAGCCCCUUUAUCAGUUUGCAAGCUAGCUGAUGUCAUUCUAGUGACUCUGAUACACUCCACGAGACGAACCAAAAAAUCUCUCCUUUCCACAUAAAGCAGCACUCACAGAAUCAGGUGAUGUGCUCUUUCACGCCAUGGCCACUCCCUUCUCCCAAGAGGCCUCUGGUGCUAUUCACGCUGAUUAGACAAACAGAUUUAGUCACUGAUAAGCCAUUUCACAACUGAAGAUUCAGGACUUGAAAGAUCUUCCAUGCACAGACAGCUAUUGAAGGAUGUGAACAAUAUAUGACACCUAUCUAACUCAACGUUGCCCUCUAGAUUUUGAAAGCUUAUGUAAAGGAAUACGGUAGUUUCAAAUUGUUAAGUCAUUUUACAUUUACAGCAACCAGUCUUAAAUAAACUGAAAUAA
Molecule: messenger RNA, 1520 nt
Organism: Clupea harengus (Atlantic herring)
Lineage: Eukaryota; Metazoa; Chordata; Actinopteri; Clupeiformes; Clupeidae
Product: complement C1q tumor necrosis factor-related protein 3
Biological process (GO): maintenance of synapse structure
Cellular component (GO): synapse
Molecular function (GO): protein binding
Source: RefSeq, a predicted model, not a curated record